Molecule: messenger RNA, 2241 nt
Organism: Ananas comosus (pineapple)
Lineage: Eukaryota; Viridiplantae; Streptophyta; Magnoliopsida; Poales; Bromeliaceae
Product: pentatricopeptide repeat-containing protein At3g49240
Exons: 1
Cellular component (GO): chloroplast
Molecular function (GO): protein binding
Source: RefSeq, a predicted model, not a curated record
CGGCCCCCGGCGUUGCGCCUCCCUCCUCUGCUCACGCCGGAGGAAGCCGCCGCCGAGCGCCGCCGCCGCAAGCGGCGCCUCCGCAUCGAGCCUCCCCUCUCCCACCGCCCCCAACCCCAGCAACAGCGCAUCCCCAAGCCCCAGUCCAACCCUAACGCCCCCAAGCUCCCCGAGCCCGUCUCCGCCCUCGCCGGGAACCGCCUCAACCUCCACAACCGCAUCCUAACCCUAAUCCGCGAGAACGACCUCGACGAGGCCGCGCUCCUCACCCGCCACUCCAUCUACUCCAACUGCCGCCCCACCGUCUUCACCUGCAACGCCGUCCUCAACGCGCUUCUCCGACAAGCGCGUUACGCCGACCUUCUCUCCCUCCACCGCUUCAUCACCCAGGCCUCCGUCGCCCCCACCGUCGUCACCCACAACCUCCUCCUGCAGGCCUACUGCGACUGCCGCAAGACCGAUAUAGCCCUUGAGCACUUCCGCCUCCUCCUCAAGGACGACUCCCCCGUCCUCCCCUCGCCCACCACGUACCGGAUCCUCGCGAAGGGCUUAGUCGACAAUUCGAAGCUCGAUCAGGCCGUGGAGCUCAAGGAUGGCAUGCUCGAGAAGGGUUUUGUCGCCCCCGACCCCCUCGUCUACAACUUCCUCAUGGGUGGGUUUGUUCGGGCCAACGAGCCCGAAAAGGUGAUAUCUUUGUUCGAGGAGCUCAAGGAGAAGCUUGGUGGCGGAAUGAUUUACGAUGGAACGCCCUACGGGAAUUUGAUGAAGGCGUACUUCAUGAAGGGAAUGGAGGAGGAGGCGAUGGUUUGCUACAGUGAGGUUUUGGGAGAGGGAUCGAAGGUUAGGUUUGGAGCAGUGAGCUACAACUCGGUGCUCGAUGCGCUGGGUAGGCAUGGGAAGUUGGAUGAUGCCAUUAAGCUGUUCGAUAGAAUGAUUAAGGAGCACGACCCGCCGAGAAGGAUCGCUGUGAACUUGGGCAGCUUUAAUGUGAUGGUGGAUGCGUUUUGCAUUGCUGGGAGGUUCAAUGAUGCCAUUAAGGUGUUCGGUGAAAUGGGUGAGAGGAAGUGCACUCCGGACACACUGUCGUACAACAAUCUGAUCGACCAACUGGGGAAGAACCAGCUUGUUGGUCAAGCUGAGGAGUUGUACAAGGAGAUGGGCGAGCGGGGGAUUAAUCCAGAUGAGUACACGUAUAUUCUUCUUGCGGAAGCAUGCUUCGGUGUUGAUAGGGCGGAUGAUGCUGUUGGGUACUUUAAGAAGAUGGUGGACUUGGGUCUUAGGCCAAAUGCGAAUGCUUAUAAUAAGGUUAUUGGCGGAUUGGUGGACGUGGGUCGGCUUGAUGAGGCUCAGGGAUUCUUCGAUCAGAUGCCUGAGAAGGAGGUGAAGCCGAAUGUCGCAAGCUACGAGCUGUUGCUGAAGGCAUAUGUUGAAGCAGGUAGAUUGGACAAUGCAAUUAAGACGGCCGAAGGCAUUCUUUUGGAUGAAUCCGUGGCUUUUAGUGACGAAAUGAAGGAGCUUUUGGAGGGAGCUCUAAGGAAAGUAGGUCGGGAGGAGGAUAUAGCAAAGAUGUAUGAGGACGUCGAGAGGGAGAAGGCAGAGAGAGCGGCUCGUGCCGCAGAGGAGAAGGCAAGAGCUGAGGCUCUCGCCAGAGAAGAAGAAGAGAGGAAGAAGGCGGAGGCGGCAGCUAAGGAGGCAGCCGCCGCCAGGGCUAGCCAGGCGGCUAUUGAGGCGGUUUUGGGUAGGAGAAAAGAAGCGGCGAAAGAGGAGUCGCCUGAUGGAGGUAGCAAUGCUGACGAUGGUGGGAUUCUGAAGAGAUUAGGCAUCGCGAAUGGACCAGCAGAAGAAAAAAGAGCUGAAAAUGGAAACAUAGUUGGUGCUAGUGUAGGUGACGAGAGUGUGAAGCAGGAUGGUGAAGCAAAGGAAGGAGCCGGAUCUGGAGGUGCUGCUGACCAGGCUACAGCUUUAUGAACUUGAGCUCGAUUCAUGAUUUUUAUUUGGCGAGUAGUUGUUAUUGUAGUUGUUGGAUAAUGAGAUAGAUAUAAAAGGUUUCGUAAGCUUUUGAAGGCUGAUUAACUCAACAGUUGCUGCCUUUGUUCAUCAUUUUCUCUGCCUGCUGUGAUCUGUAAUAUUUUUGAACCGAGUAUUUUGAUGAUGUUGGGGUUUAAACUGUAAGCCAUUAUGGUUGUCGAGAAUAUAUGCAGUAUAGAAUGAGAAAGUGUGUGGUUUCGUUUUCAUGCUUCA